AUGGAUUCGAUGAAGAACCUGAUCGAAGCGGCUUCCAGCACUGUUGCUAAGCAGUGCGAUGUCAUCACGACAAUGACGCAUGCUCUCGCCACGCAGGGGGCACUUUCCGCGUCCCAGAUGACCGAUCUUUUGGAGAUUCAGAAAACAAUCAGCAAGACCAUCGAGUCCCAGGCAAGCAUCAUCCAGCGCUUGACUGAAGUUCGCGCGGCCAGCAAGUGCGACUUCGGCCGAGCAACGCCUGCCACAACCUUCCCGCGCUUCAGCCGACUGCCGCCCGAAAUUCGCAAGUUAGUUUGGGAGAUGGCACUACCAGAUGCCCGCGUGUUCGUGCCGUACGAGAACGAUCAAGACCAAAUAGCCCUCCGGCAAGCCUACAAGCCUCCUGCCGUACGAGCUGCUUGCAAAGAAGCGUGGCUCGUCACAGAAGAGAAGGGAAGAUUCGCGUUCGGAUACAAACAUACUCGUACUCAUGGGUUCUGGUUCAAUCCCAGCAGAGACAUUGUAUUCGUUCGACGUGAUGAGAUGUCCGAUGACGUCGAGGAAGCGAUCAUGUCUGCUCGUGCUCAGUUAAUUGCAGCUGAUUGGUACGGGUUCGAAUCCGAGGAUUCCUGCUUUUACAUGAUAUGUUGGGCAAGAGGGUUACCCGACUGCCGAAAACUCAUCGUCACGACCCUUCCCCAGCUUCAGGUUCCCAUCGAGGCCAUUGACCAUGCGCAGCUCUUCAAAUUGCUCGACCGCGACUAUGUCAUUCAUGACAACGUCGAUGACGAUUACGACGUCAAGGACAAUGACAACAAAGACGACGAAAACGACUACUGGGACGAUGGGGAAGGUCAAUUGCGACGAGUCGCUUGGGUGAGACUGAAGAAAAGGCUGGAGAAGAUCCAAUCCCGCCGCCUGAACUCACAUCUCAUAAGGAGCUCAAGGGUAACGGCCACACCAAGCAAUCCGCAUCAGCGCUUAGCUAAUUGCUGUGCAACAACAGGCAUCCAGAAGGAACUCGUCGAUUCAAUGGAGGUUCAAGCUCGCCUAAUCGACCGUAUUCUCGGAAUCAAUGCGCCGCCCAGCGGUAGUGGUGUCCUUGAAACGUCCACAAGACCUAAAGUUGACCCAGGUCCAACUUUCCACAGAUUCUCAAGAUUGCCCCCUGAGCUUCGACACAUGAUUUGGGAAUUGGCUCUCCCUGGUACGCGUUUCUUCCGACCCUGGCGUGACGAUGGUGGAAUACACCUCUACGAUGAGCAUGAAACUCCAGCGAUUCUGUACGCUUGCAGAGAGUCGAGACAAGUCGCUGAGAAGCAUGGCGACUUCGAAUUCGGCUCGCGGGCCUCGAGAUCACAAGGAUUCUGGUUCAACUACAAGAGAGACAUUGCCUUCAUCCAUGAUUCAAUCGCUCCCCUAGUCGGUCCCGACAUCGCAUGCUCAUUGUUCAACUGCAUAAAUCUUGCGGUGGAGUCAUUGAAUUUUACCAGCCCAGAAGAUUGUAUCAAAACGAUGAAAUGGAUUUUGAGGCAUGCACCAAAAUGUCAAAAGGUCAUCAUUUGGUUCCGCCCCUGGUUUGACGACAUCGAACCUGAACACUGGACACCUCGCAUGUUCGCGUUUCGUGACGAUGAAGACAUUUGGGGGAAAGACUUCAGGCGAGAAAUGUACCAGAACCAACCUGGUGAUGAUACAUGGAGAGGUACAAAGAGGAUUCUUGAGAGUCUGUACAGCCAGAAGGAAACUCUCGACCGGUUGGGAAUCACGAAGGAGCAUUUGCCGGAGCUCGAGGGCAAAGAGGUAUUGAGAGCGUUCAAAUCAGAGAGUCCGGCCAAACCGCAUACUUAG
This is a messenger RNA of Colletotrichum gloeosporioides, 1830 nucleotides long. RefSeq lists its product as uncharacterized. The coding region runs from base 1 to 1830 and encodes 609 amino acids. Lineage: Eukaryota; Fungi; Ascomycota; Sordariomycetes; Glomerellales; Glomerellaceae. The transcript has 3 exons. The record is from RefSeq and is a predicted model, not a curated record.